Tinamus guttatus (white-throated tinamou) is the source of this 1967-nucleotide messenger RNA. RefSeq names its product solute carrier family 35 member A3 (gene SLC35A3). Lineage: Eukaryota; Metazoa; Chordata; Aves; Tinamiformes; Tinamidae. Gene Ontology annotation, molecular function: pyrimidine nucleotide-sugar transmembrane transporter activity. Gene Ontology annotation, biological process: pyrimidine nucleotide-sugar transmembrane transport. The record is from RefSeq and is a predicted model, not a curated record. Gene Ontology annotation, cellular component: Golgi membrane.
AACGUAGCUUAUUUUUACGUACUUUACUUAGUACAUUGUAAAGUGUCCAUCGAGGAGAAUGAGUAACAGACUGAAGAACAAAAGAAAGAGCAAGGAAAGCCAAAGUCAAGAAAUGUCUACCAAUUUAAAAUACCUUUCCUUGGGCAUCCUGGUUUUUCAGACCACAAGUUUAGUCUUGACCAUGCGUUACUCUCGGACACUGAAAGAAGAAGGACCUCGUUAUUUAUCCUCCACUGCAGUAGUUAUUGCUGAACUUCUGAAGAUUUUGACCUGUAUUUUAUUGGUCUACAAAGAUAGUAAGUGCAAUUUACGGACUCUGAACAGAGUGCUGCGUGAUGAAAUUCUUAAUAAGCCCAUGGAAACUCUCAAACUUGCUAUUCCAUCAGGGAUUUACACUCUUCAGAAUAACUUGCUCUAUAUAGCAUUGUCAAACCUAGAUGCAGCCACAUAUCAGGUUACGUAUCAACUGAAAAUUCUUACCACAGCAUUGUUUUCUGUGUUCAUGUUAAGCAAAAAACUGGGUGUAUACCAAUGGCUUUCAUUAGUCAUCUUGAUGACAGGAGUGGCAUUUGUGCAGUGGCCUUCGGACUCUCAAGCAACAUCCGCUAAGGAACAUUCAGCUGGAUCUCAGUUUGUAGGCUUGAUGGCAGUUCUUAUAGCAUGCUUUUCUAGUGGAUUUGCUGGGGUUUAUUUUGAGAAAAUUUUAAAGGAAACUAAACAGUCUGUGUGGAUCAGAAACAUUCAGCUUGGAUUUUUUGGUAGCAUAUUUGGAUUGAUGGGUGUAUAUAUUUAUGAUGGAGAACAACUGUCAAAGCAUGGAUUUUUUCAAGGAUAUAAUAAACUCACUUGGAUAGUUGUUGUUCUGCAGGCACUUGGAGGCCUUGUGAUUGCUGCUGUUAUAAAAUAUGCAGACAACAUUUUAAAGGGGUUUGCAACAUCUCUCUCUAUUAUACUGUCAACACUGAUUUCCUAUUUUUGGCUGCAAGAUUUUGUCCCUACAAGUGUCUUUUUCUUCGGAGCCAUUCUUGUAAUAGCAGCUACUUUCCUAUAUGGUUAUGAUCCAAAACCUGCAGGAAAUCCCAUUAAGGCAUAGCAGACUUCCUUACCAAGAAGACCAUGUAUUGGGUGUCUUGCUGACAACGGCAUAUGAGAGAUGGCAUUGUGCACUGGAAGGAGAGGAUUACUGCCCUCAAUCUAAUGAAGAAGUGAUUAUGAGUAGUUCUGAACAAUCAGAGGAGUUAGGAUGGAUGAUGAUACUGUAUGUAACUGAUGAAAAAAUGGUAGGGGAAAGCCCAGUGCAAGUCGCUAAUAAAAACUUGAAGGGAACAAAAAGUUUCCAGCAAACUGCAAUUAGGGAUGUUUACAGCUUUGACUGGAAUUGCAUCAAAAGAAUUUACUGUUUUGACUGCUGCAGAGAAGUUCUAUGCACUCUUUGAAAGAGCACAUGACAACAUUGUCAGAUUGUAUGUUUUUGCAGUUUGACUAUAUUUAAUCAUAGUAAAUAUGUUUUAAACUGUCUAUUUACAUGAAAUCAAUUGAACACACAUCAUAGUUCUAAAGUGAUGAUUCUAAUUAGAUAUUCCUUAUUAAAACUGAAAAUUGGAGGUAUCAUUGAAAGACCUUUUCACAAUAUCACAUAUCUUUAUAUUUUUAGAAGGCCGAUUAAUAACAGAAAUCUGUGUUCUGUUGCAUAUGUAAAACUAUUAUGAGAAUGAUAACGUCCUCAGCUGAGUGCACAAGGGGGGAAGUUCAAUAUAAGAGCUAGAAGACUGUGACGAAACUCCAGCCUUCUUCCGGAUGGCUGUUAGUGUUCCCAAGGAGCCAGGAACCCUGGAAACACAGGCCCAGGGUUCCUGCAGUAACUGCGCACGGUCGUUAGGGUUGGGAUGGAGUGCUUGCCCAGAUAUAAUGUUCAUUCCGUAAUUUUUUUUUUAAAUUAUAAAUCAGCUUGUUGCUAGAACCUUUAA